AUGGAAGAAAUGAGAAGACAAAUCCAACAGUUACAAGAAACUGUAAAUGCACAACAAGCACAAUUGGAAGACCAACACAUGCAAUCAGACGUUGAUGAAUCAAGUAACGAAUCAUCAUCAUUAAGAAGUCGUCGUCCACAAAGACAAUCAUUUAGAGACAACGACAUCAAGGUAGAUAUUCCUGAUUUUGAAGGAAAGCUACAUCCAGAUGAGUUCGUUGAUUGGCUCCAAACUGUUGAACGAGUCUUCGAGUAUAAAGAGAUACUUGAGGAAAAGAAAGUCAAGAUCAUUGCUGUAAAAUUAAAGAAGCAUGCCUCCAUUUGGUGGGAAAAUCUAAAAACGAAGCGAGCCCGUGAAGGAAAAAGCAAGAUCAAGACUUGGGAGAAAAUGCGUCGAGAACUAAGCAAAAAGUUCUUGCCUUCUCACUAUUAUCAAGAUAGUUUUAUUCAACUACAGAACCUUCGUCAGAAAAACUUGUCUGUAGAAGAAUACACUAGAGAAUUUGAGAAGUUAAUGAUGAAGUGCGACAUUCAUGAAAGGGAGGAGCAGACAAUAGCUCGUUACCUUGGUGGAUUAAACACUGACGUUGCUCAUCCAGUUCAGCUCCAACAAUACUGGUCAUUAGACGAUGUUGUUCGUUUGGCCAUGCGAGUGGAGAAACAUUUACCGAAGAAGCAUUCUUAUAGGAAUUUUUCCUCCACUGAGAAUUCUUCUUAUCCCCGCAAAACAGACAACGAUCAGCCUAGUACUUCUACAAAACCUUCUCCUAAAACCACUACAGAAAAUAAACCCAAAGCUACCAAGUGUUUCAAAUGUCAAGGUUUUGGACAUAUAGCUUCAAAUUGUCUAACACGAAGAACCAUCACCAUCAUCAAAGGAGAAGCUUAUGAAGAUGUUGAUGAGGAAACAAACCGAGAUGAACCAGAAAAAGAAGAAGUGUUAGAGCCAAUUUAUGAUGAAGAGCUCAUUGUUGCUGAUCAUGGCGAGUCUCUGGUGAUCAGACGAAGCCUACACGCGAUGUUAGCUCAAGAAGAGCAUUGGUUGAGGAAAAACAUUUUCCAUACUCGUUGCACCACUGCUGGAAAAGUUUGUGAUGUUAUAAUAGACAGUGGUAGUUGUGAAAAUGUGGUGUCGAACUACAUGGUAGAGAAGUUAGAGAUGCCAACACAAAGUCAUCCUCAUCCUUACAAACUACAAUGGCUCAACAAAGGUAGUGAAGUGAAGGUUACGAAGCGUUGCCUUGUGAGUUUUUCCAUUGGUCAAAAGUAUCAAGAUCAAGUUUGGUGUGAUGUCGUCCCAAUGGAUGCAUGUCAUCUUCUCCUUGGAAGACCCUGGCAAUACGAUCGUCGUGCCCAUCAUGAUUGUUAUGCCAACACCUACUCCUUUGUCAAAGAUGGAGUAAAAAUCAAGUUAACUCCAUUACCACCGAGUGGACUUGAUAAAAACAAAAAUGAGUCCAAGCCAUUAGUGUCUUUAAUCACUAAGACUCAGUUCAAAGAAGCUGUGGACGAAGUCCAAACCAUGAGCUUUAUUCUAAUGUUCGAAGAAAAUGCAGAAACUAUCCUUCCAGUAGAAAUUGAACAAAUGCUCAGUGAAUUCCCAGAUGUAGUACCAGAAGAUGUUCCACAAGGAUUGCCGCCGAUGCGAGACAUUCAACAUGCUAUUGACUUUAUUCCUGGAGCUGUCAUUCCUAAUAGACCAGCUUAUAGAAUGAGUCCACAAGAGCAUGCUGAAAUCACACGUCAAGUUGAAGAAUUGCUGAAGAAAGGACUAAUACAGGAAAGUGUUAGCCCUUGUGUUGUUCCUGCAAUUUUAGUACCCAAAAAGGAUGGAAGCUGGAGAAUGUGUGUUGAUAGUCGAGCUGUCAACAAGAUUACCAUCAAGUAUCGAUUUCCGAUACCUAGACUUGAUGAUUUAUUAGAUCAGUUGCAUGGUGCCACCAUCUUUUCAAAGAUUGAUCUUCGAAGUGGAUACCAUCAAAUCAGGAUUAGGCCAGGAGAUGAAUGGAAGACUGCAUUCAAAACAAGAGAUGGCUUAUAUGAAUGGACAGUGAUGCCCUUUGGGUUAUCUAAUGCUCCAAGUACCUUCAUGCGUCUAAUGAAUCAAGUACUUCGACCAUUCAUUGGCAAAUUUGUAGUUGUAUACUUUGACGAUAUUUUGAUCUACAGCAAACACAAAGAGGAACACUUAGAGCAGCUUCGACAAGUGCUACAAACUCUUCGCGAACAAAAACUCUAUGCAAAUUUGAAGAAAUGUUCUUUUCUAACUAAUGAGGUUACUUUUCUGGGUUACAUAAUCACUGCUAAAGGUAUUCGAGUUGACCCCAGCAAGGUUGAGGCUAUCAAUAGCUGGUCUAUUCCAAAGUCAAUUCAUGAUGUGAGAAGUUUCCAUGGAUUAGCUUCAUUGUAUAGAAGGUUCAUCAAGAACUUUAGCUCUGUUGCUGCCCCGCUUACAGAUUGCAUAAAGGGAGAUAAGUUCCAAUGGACCGAGCAAGCACAAAAGAGUUUUGACCACCUAAAACAACUUUUGACUGAAACACCAGUGCUAGCCCUUCCCAACUUUGACCAGGUGUUCGAAGUAAGUUGUGACGCUUCCAAUUCAGGAAUUGGUGCGGUUCUAUGUCAAGAAGGUCAUCCUAUAGCCUUCUUUAGUGAAAAGCUCAACAAUGGUAAACUUAGAUACUCAACAUAUGAUAAAGAAUUUUAUGCCAUUGUCCGAGCCUUGCAACAUUGGAGUCAUUACUUGUUGAAUAAAGAAUUUAUUCUUUAUUCUGAUCAUGAAGCCCUCAAGCAUUUGAAUUCUCAACAAAAGAUCAAUCGCAGGCAUGCCGCUUGGAGUGAGUUUUUACAAGCUUAUCCGUUCUUACUAAAACAUAAGGCAGGAGUUCAAAAUGUUGUUGCAGAUGCUCUUAGCAGGCGUCAUACUCUACUUGCCACUAUGCAAAUGAAAGUCAUUGGAUUUGAGACAGUCAAAGAGUUAUACAAAGAUGGUCCAGAUUUUCAAAAGUUUUGGAAUGCCACUGAUUCACAAUCCUCUCAGGACUACUACAGACAUGAGGGAUUUUUGUUCAAAGGAAAAACCUUAUGUAUUCCUCUGUGCUCUCUACUGAAGCCAUUAUUUGGGAAGCCCAUGAUGGAGGAUUAG
Molecule: messenger RNA, 3144 nt
Organism: Medicago truncatula (barrel medic)
Lineage: Eukaryota; Viridiplantae; Streptophyta; Magnoliopsida; Fabales; Fabaceae
Exons: 1
Coding region: 1-3144 (1047 amino acids)
Molecular function (GO): zinc ion binding; nucleic acid binding
Source: RefSeq, a predicted model, not a curated record